Molecule: messenger RNA, 1444 nt
Organism: Macrobrachium nipponense
Lineage: Eukaryota; Metazoa; Arthropoda; Malacostraca; Decapoda; Palaemonidae
Product: protein snail homolog Sna-like
Exons: 2
Coding region: 109-1332 (407 amino acids)
Biological process (GO): regulation of DNA-templated transcription
Molecular function (GO): DNA-binding transcription factor activity, RNA polymerase II-specific; RNA polymerase II cis-regulatory region sequence-specific DNA binding
Source: RefSeq, a predicted model, not a curated record
AUGCUGAGCAUCUGCCCGCCGAUGUAUAAAAACGAGAGUUUUACCCGGGAACACUCAGUAGAUAUCGAACACGAGUGAGAGGAAGUGUAACGUGAAGUUUUCUACGAAAUGGCUCACUUGCCUGGACUUAAAAAUUAUUCGCACUGUCCACUUAAGAAGAGACCGUUGUCAUUCAUUACAGACCACAAUACUGAUGAUGAACAGCCACAAGACCUCAGCAUCAAAAGGCGCCGUCAGGACGAAGCAGACGACAACGAUUUCGGGCGCGCAAAAGGACCACCCAUACCUGUCUGCCGCGUCUCUCCCUCCUCCUCCUCCUCCUCACCUGUUGCCGCCCACUCGAGUCACAUGGCCCAAACGCCGCCCAGCCCGCCCAGGAUGACCACCCUCGCCGAUUUCUAUUUGAAGCUCUUCCAGACGACAGCUGUGCAACAACAGCAACAACAGCAUUACGAACAGCAACAGGGAGACCUCUGGCACCGGACGCCGCCCGUCGUGUGGCCCAUGGCGCAGACCCUCCCCGCCCAUCCGUCCGCAGCAGCCGUCCACUCCAAUCACGCCCUCACCGCCCACUCAGUCCUGGCAUCCCGCCUCGUUUCAUCACCCCACCCUUCGGAGGAUCGCCUGGCGUCGCCCGGAUCGACGGCUUCGGAGGACUCCGGGGUCGGGACGGAGACGCUGAGCGAGGACGAGAUCGACGUCACCGGAGACUCCAACAGCCCCAGCCCCAGGAAGCCGGAGGGCGGUCGGGAGGGGGGUUCCUCCUACGCUUCUCCGUCAGGAGGCAGAGGCGAGGAGGAUAGACACCACGCAUCCACCGCCAGGUACUCCUGCAACGAGUGUCGGAAGUCCUACUCCACCUACUCGGGCCUCAGCAAGCACAAGCAGUUCCACUGCGUGUCCUUAGGGAACAAGUCCUUCGCCUGCAAGCACUGCGACAAAGUCUACACCUCACUAGGGGCGCUGAAGAUGCACAUCCGCACCCACACGCUGCCCUGUAAGUGCCCCUUAUGCGGGAAGGCCUUCUCGCGCCCCUGGUUGCUCCAGGGGCACAUCAGGACCCACACGGGGGAGAAGCCCUUCCAGUGCCCCCAGUGCGACAGAUGCUUCGCCGACAGGAGCAACCUUCGCGCCCACCUGCAGACGCACGCAGACAUCAAGAAGUACGCCUGCGCCACCUGUCACAAGACCUUCUCCAGGGUGUCUCUGCUGAACAAGCAUACAGAGGCGUCUUGCCCUGCCAGGCUGCAGGCUCAGCACCAGCAGCAGCAAGUCCUGCCCCACCAGCAGGAGAUGCCAAUGGCAGUCUAUCCUGGGGUCAAUCAGUCCUGAGUUGAAUGUUGAUCAGUCUCAAUAUUUCUUAUUUUCUAGUCAUUUACCUUUAGAACUCUAUUGUACAGCUGAUGAUAUCUUAUAAAAGACUUUAUAAAUGUACAAAAUAAAA